AUGGAUCAAGAUCAAGAUGGUGUUACUGAUCUCAUGAAGGAAGUAGAGCUUCUGAAAUCUUUAUCACAUCCAAAUAUCGUUCAUUAUGAAGGUUUCUUGUGUGAUAUCAACACUCUGAACAUCGUGCUAGAAUUUGUGGAAGCAGGAUCAUUAUCAAGCAUUCUCAAACAGUUUGGAAAGAUGCCUGAAAAGUUGUGUGUGAAUUACGUGCUCAAGAUGUUGGAAGGAUUGGAAUAUCUUCAUGGAAAGGGAGUUGUGCAUUGUGACUUGAAGUGCGCAAACAUCCUUACAACGAAAAAUGGAGAAACCAAAUUAUCUGAUUUUGGAGUGUCCAAGCAACUGAACGUAUUAGAUAAGGAUACGAAAGCUGUUGUUGGAACACCAAAUUGGAUGGCUCCUGAAGUGAUUGAAUUGAAUGGAGCUUCUACUAAAUCAGAUAUAUGGUCGAUGGGCUGUACGAUUAUUGAGAUGCUGACUGGCAGACCACCAUAUUGGGAUUUGAAUCCAAUGACGACCUUGUUUAGGAUUGUGGAAGAUGAUGGCCCACCUCUUCCAGAAGGAAUAUCAAAUGACAUGAGAGCAUUUUUGACGAGAUGUUUUCAAAAGGAUACCACAAAACGAGCGGAUGCUACAGAAUUAUUGCAACAUGAUUGGAUCAGGAAGAAUGUCAAGGGUGAGAGAGGAAUAGGCUCGAAUCCCUCGUCUGUAGUCAAUUCGCAAACUGCUUCGCCAGCCAUAUCUCGACAAGGGUCCAUGAAUCCAGUCCACGUUGAAAUAUUCCACCACCCACAACCUCCCAAAGGAUCUCAAUCAGAAUUCUCACCAGUCGUUGACAAGAGGACGAGUAGUAAUCUUGUGCCAUUGUCAGCAGCACGACAACUAUCAGCUACUGUACGGACGUCUAGUGUGCCAACCACUCCUACAUCACAAAACGAUUCUUCGCCUGAUAUUGUGAAAUCUUAUCAAGCUAGUCCCGUAGACCGUAAUUCGUCCUCUGAUUUGCAUAUGCCGGGUGCAAGUAAACGAUUGUCUAGCGUGAUUGCACCACCAUCAAUGACAGCACCUGUAUUGAAUGGCAAUAAUGGUAGCAUUAGCCCAGCAGUGGUAUCACCUGAACGAUUGGCUAUAGAUCAGAUGGCUCGAUCUCUUCAUAGUAAUGAUCAUAAACCGCGACACCGAUCAUCAUUGGCUAUCCAUAAAGACGAUGAUUCAACCGCUUCAACCGAUGACGGAGGGAAUACUGUAGAGUUGAUGCCACCAGUGCCAACUAUUCCAUCUACACGAGCAACAUCAGUGCAAUCUUCCACUCCGCAAACCCCCUCUAUAAAUACAACACCAAGGAACGAAUCAACCAUUGCACCAGGUAGUAGCGAGGCUACGAAACCUAUUACAUUGAUUACACAAAAACAUAUAAUAGGCGCUGUGAAACCUAUAGUACCGCCAUCACCAUCAUCAUCAUCGGGAUCUCCAGGCAAAUUAUCGCCAAUGAGCCCUGACGUUGGUCCAUCCUCGACUGACGGAAAACAUUCACGAAUGGGGUCAACCAAUUCAUUGAAUGGGCCUUUGUCACCUUCAUUAAAUAAUAGUGCACCACCUAUAUUUACUGCAUCACCAGCAGCUCGAUCAGGAACUGUUCGUAAAGAAGGUGUUGCUGUAAUGACAGGAUCAGUACCCCCAAUUCCAUCGAAGGGUAGUACGUUCAAAAUCAAUUCUGGUCUUUUGAAGAAUGAUGCCGAGUUGCAGCUUACACCAGACAGUGCUACAAACUUGCCCAAAGAAUUGGGUACUGUACGUGCUGGACUUGAAAUGGCCAUGUUGUUGGCUGCUGCUUCAACAAAUGGAGGAGUACCUCCACCCAUGCCCAUAACACCAUCAAGUAAACAACGUGGACAAUUGCCAGAAGCAUUUGAAUCGGUAAUUGUAAAUGCAUCAUCUGGUAAAGCUCCGCCAGUACCACCAUUGCCAACAGAAGCAGCAACAAGGCCGUCUAUACCACCACUACUCUCAUUGACUAGAAGCAAAUCAAAGAGUGCAACCUCAUUAAAAGUCGAUUAUGUAAAUGAUGGAAACAAAAACAACAAUGGCAACAAGACCAUCAUCAAACCACCACAACAUCAAUCAGAAAAAAUACCUCCACCACCUUCACUAACUUCACGGGCCAAGUCUCAGGAGUCAUUGAAUACCAAACCAAGACGAGGAUCACUACCACAAAAUGAAAAGUCUACCAGUAUACCUAAUUUGAAGAGAAGUGGUACUGCUGGAGGUGCUAAAGCUAAACAAUUGAUGGAGGCAGCUAAUAGUGCUGCUGCAGCUAUGCCUAUGCCCUCUACUUCUGGUACUGGAAAUAGUAAACAUGGUACUGUGAAAGGGGAUAAGGAGAAGGAUUGUCUCCUCAUGUAG
Molecule: messenger RNA, 2400 nt
Organism: Synchytrium microbalum
Lineage: Eukaryota; Fungi; Chytridiomycota; Chytridiomycetes; Synchytriales; Synchytriaceae
Exons: 8
Coding region: 1-2400 (799 amino acids)
Biological process (GO): protein phosphorylation
Molecular function (GO): ATP binding; protein kinase activity
Source: RefSeq, a predicted model, not a curated record